AUGCCAUUGCAAACUAGCCUAGAAAGGAUGAUGGAAGAGCACGGGUAUUUCAUAAAUAUUGCCUUCGACAUGUUGCUAGCAACUUCAACACCCAUUUUCAAGAACUCAAUUCUAAAGUCAGCGGCAUUGAAAGCGGGAUAUGCUAGUCAGGUAGUGAAAUUUGAUGCCAUAAUGGAGUCCAUUAAGCAGGUGGAACUUAAGGCCAUUAGGAAUAAGAAGAAGGUGACGGGAAAGGAUGGCAAGGAAAAGAAUCAAGAUUAUCUUCCAUACACAUACCUAAUGGGCAAGUCUGUGGAUAUGUGGACCCAGUCACAUGAUGAUGGGAGACGUUUUGGGGCAAUGACAACCAAUAUAUCAAAGUGCUUUAAUGGUGUACUGAAAGAGGGUAAGAAAUGGAGUGAAUAUGCCUUAUCAACAUGGGAUGGAAAUAAGCGUAAAUCUGAGAAACACUAUCUCAAGCCAUUUAGCAAUGAAGAGCUGAUAUUUCAAGUAGUUACCCAAGUCAACACGUGGAGCACGGGAGGGGGAAACCAUAGUUAUGAAGUUCGGUUACAGGAAAGAACAUGCAGUUGUGGGAAAUGGCAAAACAUAGGGAUCCCGUAUUCACAUGCAAUUAGAGUAUGUGACUAUUUACAUAUUGAUUCGACCACAUAUAUUCACCCAUGUUAUGGUUUGAACAAUUCCCUUAACACUUAUGAGCAUGCAUUUGUGGUUCCUAAGUCACAGUCAUUGUGGAGGGAUCCCAUGGGGCCAAAGUGGUUGCCUAAUCUAGCAUUGUUGCGGGCCAAAGGUCGACCAGUGAAGUCAAGAAUAAGGAAUGAGAUGGAUGGAGUGAGGAAUAAGGAUCGAGAACCGGGAUGGCGAAGGGAGGACACGGAUUUGAUAGAGAGUCAACCCAAGCAGACAUGUGGACUAUGUCAUGCUUCUGGGCAUAAUCGCAGAAAAUGUCCGUAG
Molecule: messenger RNA, 954 nt
Organism: Quercus robur (English oak)
Lineage: Eukaryota; Viridiplantae; Streptophyta; Magnoliopsida; Fagales; Fagaceae
Exons: 2
Coding region: 1-954 (317 amino acids)
Molecular function (GO): zinc ion binding
Source: RefSeq, a predicted model, not a curated record